GAUUUUAUCUAGUCAUCUUAAUUUGCCCCAUUUUUUUUCGGACAACCAAUCCAAAUGCCCGAACUUCCAAAGAUCUUUUGCCAUUAACACGAUCCCGUGAUUCUGGAUUGAUUUCUUCUCACCACGUGGGAAUAAAUUUUAUUCAAGGAAAAUGAAUCUUUUCAGUAUAUCCAAACACUCAGCAUCGGGCCAAUUCAUGUCUGCUUUUCUUCAAUUUUCUCACUGAAUCACAUCCCAUUCCCAAGUCCACCCAUCUCCAUGGCUGCACAUCCACUGUCUCUGCUGCUGAUUCUGUUACUGGGUGUUCUUCUUCCAUGUGGGGAUUCCAAGUUCAUUGCCUACAACACGUCCCAUGGCGUUGUUCCAGGGAAGCUCAACGUCCAUCUGGUUCCUCACAGCCACGAUGAUGUGGGAUGGUUGAAGACUAUUGAUCAGUACUACGUUGGCUCCAACAACUCCAUCCAAGGGGCCUGUGUGGAGAAUGUGCUUGAUUCUCUCGUCACUGCCUUGCUCUCUAACCCCGACCGCAAAUUCAUCUACGUUGAGCAGGCGUUUUUCCAGCGGUGGUGGGGAGACCAGAGCGAGAUAAUCCAGGGUCUGGUUAGAAAGUUUAUCAGCUCUGGUCAGCUAGAGCUCAUAAAUGGGGGUAUGUGUAUGCAUGAUGAGGCCACCUCGCAUUACAUCGACAUGAUCGAUCAGACAACUCUUGGGCACCGGUUUAUCAAGAAUGAAUUCAAUCUCACCCCCAGAAUUGGCUGGCAAAUCGACCCCUUUGGCCAUUCUGCAGUUCAGGCCUACCUGUUGGGGGCAGAGGUUGGGUUUGACUCCAUUUUCUUUGCACGAAUCGACUACCAAGAUCGAGCUAAGCGAAAGGAUGAGAAGAGCCUCGAGGUUAUCUGGCAGGGGUCCAGGACUUUUGGCUCCUCCUCACAGAUUUUUGCUGGUGCAUUCCCGGAGAAUUACGAACCACCCCCUGGUGGUUUCUACUAUGAAGUUAAUGAUGAUUCCCCUAUUGUCCAGGACAACAUCAAGUUGUUUGACUACAAUGUCCCUGAUCGAGUUAACGCUUUUGUAGAAGCUGCAAUAGCACAAGCUAACAUAACUCGCACAAAUCAUAUAAUGUGGACAAUGGGGACAGACUUCAAGUAUCAAUAUGCAAAUUCAUGGUUCCGGCAGAUGGACAAACUUAUUCAUUAUGUCAAUCUAGAUGGGCGUGUCAACGCCUUGUACUCGACUCCGUCGAUUUACACUGAUGCAAAGCAUGCAGCAAGUGAGUCAUGGCCACUCAAAACCGACGACUACUUCCCAUAUGCAGACCGUAUCAAUGCCUACUGGACAGGAUAUUUUACAAGUAGAGCAGGCUUAAAAGGCUAUGUUAGGAUGAUGAGCAGUUACUAUUUGGCAGCAAGGCAAUUGGAAUUCUUUAAAGGGAGAAAUGAAUCAGGGCCGACUACAGACUCUUUGGCUGAUGCUUUGGCGAUUGUUCAGCAUCAUGAUGCAGUUACUGGUACGGAGAAGCAGCAUGUGUCUGAUGAUUAUGCAAAACGGCUGUCCAUAGGAUACAAGGAGGCUGAGGAAGUAGUUGCAGCUUCAAUCUCUUGCAUCACAGGGUCAGGUUGUGGAAGUUCAAUAACGAAGUUUGAACAGUGCCCACUUCUGAAUAUAAGUUACUGUCCUCCAUCAGAAAUUGAUCUGUCCCAAGGGAAAAACCUGGUUGUCGUAGUCUACAAUUCUCUGGGAUGGAAAAGAGAGGAUGUAGUAAGAAUUCCUGUUCUCAGUGAGAAUGUUGUUGUUCGGGAUUCCAGUGGAAAAGAAAUUGAGUCACAGAUUCUACCUUUAGCUAAUGCCUAUGUGGGCAUAAGAAACUAUUAUGUCAUGGCACAUUUGGGUAAAAUUCCAGCUGUGACUCCUCAGUAUUGGCUUGCAUUUUCAGCAUCUGUACCGCCUCUUGGUCUCAGCACUUACUUCAUCUCAAAAGCCAAUCGAAAAGCUUCCACCUCAAUGCAAACAUUGUUCAAGGCAACCGGGUCUGCAACUGAUACAAUAGCAGUUGGGCCGGGAAAUCUGAAACUUAUUUAUUCUGAGAAUGAAGGAAAACUUGUUGGCUACAUUAACACCAGAAGCAGGAUCAAUGCAUCUAUGGAACAAUCAUAUAGGUAUUAUACUGGAAAUGAUGGAAGUGCAGACAAAAAAGUAAUUCCUCAGGCCUCUGGAGCUUAUGUCUUUCGGCCAAAUGGUUCAUACCCCAUUAAAUCUGAAGAACAGGGUGCUUUUACUGUUUUGCGUGGACCGGUAUUGGAUGAAGUACAUCAAAGAAUCAAUUCAUGGAUAUCUCAGAUCACCAGAGUAUACAAGGGAAAAGAGCAUGCUGAAGUUGAGUUUACAAUCGGGCCGAUACCUAUUGAUGAUGGGCAGGGCAAAGAAGUUGUAGCUGAUAUCACAACCGCCAUGAAGAGCAACAAAACAUUUUAUACAGAUUCCAGCGGGCGGGAUUUCAUUGAGAGGAUUCGAGAUUAUAGAAAGGACUGGCACCUGGAAGUGAACCAACCUGUGGCAGGAAAUUACUACCCACUUAAUCUUGGGAUUUUUAUGAAAGACGACAGCACAGAGCUCUCAAUGUUGGUUGACCGAGCUGUGGGAGGAUCCAGCAUUGUGGAUGGCCAACUGGAGCUCAUGCUCCACCGGAGGUUGGUUCAUGAUGACUCUAGAGGUGUUGCAGAGGCACUAAACGAAACUGUUUGUGCAUUUGAUAAAUGCGCAGGAUUGACUGUCCAAGGAAAGUUUUUCCUAAGAAUUGAUCCAUUGGGAGAGGGUGCUAAAUGGCGUCGGUCAUUUGGGCAGGAGAUAUACUCUCCUUUCCUCUUAGCCUUCACUGAGCAGGAUGGAAAGGAAUGGACAAGCCCACGUGUGUCCACCUUCUCAGGGUUGGAUCCCUCCUACAGUUUACCUGAUAAUGUUGCAAUGAUAACCCUUCAGGAGCUGGAAGAUGGGAAAGUUCUGCUUCGUUUGGCUCACCUCUACGAGGUUGGUGAGGACAAGGAUCUCUCAGUUAUGGCAAGUGUGGAACUGAAAAAACUCUUCCCAAAUAAGAAGAUAAGUAGUGCAGAGGAGAUGUCCCUAUCUGCCAAUCAAGGAAGAGCCGAGAUGGAGAAGAAAAGACUGGUGUGGAAAGCAGAAGGCUCUCCCCAAGGAGCCAAGGCGGCAAGGGGAGGAGCUGUUGAUCCAGCAGGGCUGGUGGUGGAACUCGGCCCUAUGGAAAUUCGUACCUUUGUUAUCAGCUUCCUUUAACUUCCGAUCUCUGACAGCCAGCUACCCGCCUACAUGAAUAAAAACCUUGUUUCUCAUAAUAAAAUGCCAGAAAGCUUCUCUCGCAGUCUGCUCAAAAUAAAGAUCAUCAGAAUUCGGGCACAUCAUCCCACCAACUUGGAUUUUCAAUUCAUGAGAUACCAUUUUUUGACUUGAUUCUUAGUUUUUCACUCUGUGGUACAUGACUUUGCAAUGUUUUUGUAUGGUCAAGCUACAUGCCUACAAGAAGUUCAUUACUAGUCA
Vitis vinifera (wine grape) is the source of this 3549-nucleotide messenger RNA. Its product is annotated as probable alpha-mannosidase At5g13980. Gene Ontology annotation, biological process: mannose metabolic process. Lineage: Eukaryota; Viridiplantae; Streptophyta; Magnoliopsida; Vitales; Vitaceae. Gene Ontology annotation, molecular function: alpha-mannosidase activity; carbohydrate binding. The transcript is spliced from 28 exons. Bases 259 to 3288 code for a protein of 1009 amino acids. The record is from RefSeq and is a predicted model, not a curated record.